AUGAUAUACAUUUUUGCUUUUCACUACAGGUGGGGAAGUUGGACUGGUGUACAGUGGUGCCCCUCAGGGUAUCUUGUUAAAUUCCUUCUGCAAGUUGAGGAACCCCUUCCUGGUGACGAAGACGAUACUGCAGCCAACAAUAUCAUGUUCCAAUGCUCGGAUGACAGUAUCCUGAUAGGUGCUGGUGGACCAUGGGGAACAUGGGGAGAGUGGAGUGACCCCUGCACACUUGGAAUUUGUGGCAUGGAAACCAAAGUGCAGCCUGCCCAAGGAGGUGACUUAGACGACACGGCCCUGAAUGACGUCAAAUACAGAUGCUGUACAGAAUUAGAAAAAAAAAAUGAAGAAGAACGCUAA
Molecule: messenger RNA, 357 nt
Organism: Staurois parvus
Lineage: Eukaryota; Metazoa; Chordata; Amphibia; Anura; Ranidae
Source: the annotation of a GenBank genome assembly